Acaulospora morrowiae is the source of this 818-nucleotide messenger RNA. The record is from the annotation of a GenBank genome assembly. Lineage: Eukaryota; Fungi; Glomeromycota; Glomeromycetes; Diversisporales; Acaulosporaceae.
AUUUGGACGCAUGGAUAAAUGAACCGCUUCCAGAAUCGGCGAAUAGCGAAAGCGAAGAAGAAGAGGAAAGUUACGGCUAUGGAUACGGACAAAAACUAGGUGGCAGCGGAGAUUUAAUAUUCUCAAGCGGUAACGGAACUUCUAUAGGAAGGCGUAGGGGCAGAAAAUCAUCCAAAUAUGAAAGUGAAGAGGAUGAAGAAACGAAAGAACGACGUCGAAAUGAGAGAAGAGAGAGAAUUAAAAAUGAUCCGUUCUACAUUGGUGACGGAAAAAAGUUGCCGAAACGAUCAAAUCUUGACUCAUCAAAUCGUAACAAGGAAGAAAUUGACGUGGAUUCCAUACCCGUUGUACAGUUGACGAUGGAUGAAUUUGAUCUUAAAUUGAGCAAUAAAAAAUCACAAAAGUCAAAAAAAUCGAAAGGUUCCAAAGGAGAGAAACGGCAAUCUCAGUCUCCACCAUCGGCACCGCCUGUCAUCUACACUGACAUUGGUGAGAUGCCUGAGAAUGCUACCUUGUCCGAUGAAGAUAAAGAAUCAAAGUCUGUCGAUUUAAAUAAAUCAUGGGCAUCUUCAUUAAACAGAAACAAUGGAAUUUGGGACGUAGAUUUUUCAGGCGUGGCGAACAUUGAUUUAUCAACUCCGCUUGGUGAUGAUGAGAAACUUCCACAAAUGGCAGUAUACCUUUCUCCCGAAGAAGUAAGAAGGCAAGAAGAGGCAAGAGUGCGAAGGAAAUUGGAGGAAAGGCGUUUGAUGUUGGCGAAUGAACGGAUUCCAAGGACAAAAAAAACAAAGGACGAGAAACUUAAAAUAAAGACUCCU